CUUUCACUUUCAAACUCUGGUUCUCUUCAUUCUCACUGUUUAGGGUUUAGUAUUCUUUGAUGCUCAUCAUUUGACAGAUUUAUGGUGGAUUGAGGAACCUUGAGAAAGAUUAAUUAGCCAUGGAUACAGAGGACUCAAAGAUACUUUCACAGGCUCCAAACUGUCCAAUGGAGAAGGAACAAAAGGAUGAAGGCUACUUUGACAAAACCCAAACAUUAAAAGAUGCUGGGAUGAUUGAAUUUUCAGUUCCAUGUCAUCGUCCUUCUUCAAGUGAACAACGCAAAGAAGAAGAACCACAUGAGCUUCUUGUUCCUGAUCUUUGCAGUCUCCCACUCACUCCUCCAACUGCAGUAGAUUGCAACUUCACUUGCUACUUUGCUCCUGAUUUUAUGAAGCCGGACCAUGAUCAGUAUGUUUAUCGCCAUCCAAAUGGGUUGUGCGUAAUUGGCUUGGCUUCAACUCAUGUUGCUUUAAAAGGUAACAGAGUUAAGACCGUUGAUUUCAAUGUAGGAAAGUCUAAUCGGAGUGAGAUUAAGGUGUCGGGAAAGCGCAAAAGAAAUGCACAACGUUUUGAACCUAACACAGCUUUAUGUAAAGUGUCGACGAGUAACGGCGAUACUUCUUAUAUAGUGAGGUGUUGUGUGAAAGGAUCUUUGCUUGAGGUGAAUGAAAGGCUAAUUAAACAAGCUGAUUUGCUUAACUCAUCUGCAGACCGAGAAGGAUACAUUGCAAUUAUCAUGCCCACCCCAACGGAUUGGAUCAAAGCCAAGAAUCAGUUGUUGAGUCUUGAGGAGUUCAAGAAACUAAGAGGUCUUUGCUGAAACCCUUGGAUCCAAUAUCAAGACAACUUAUCGAAAUUUCUUGGAGAACCGAUGAAGCAACACUCUGGAGGAAACACCGGAACAGUACUACUUAAUGUAGUAGUAGGAUAAGAACUUGAUUGGACUUCCCAACGCUCUAAAAAUGGGGGCUUAUACUUAAAUUGGCACGAGCUGGCAAGUAUAGGCAGCCUACUCUAUAUAACGACAAUACGUUCGUGGCACUCACAGAAGUUAAACCAACCUAACUACUUUCUUUACCAUAAUUGGGUGUACUGUUGUGAGGAUCGGAUCCUUUCUGUCCCAUUAUUGCACGUCUACAUCUCCUUGUUGAAUCAGCUCUCUCCUAUUAUUUUUGCGUUAUGUGGAAGAGAGAACAAAGGUUUUCUUUUCAUUAUGUUGUUGAUGCUUUCUUUUUUUUUCAAGUCAGGACGUUCAGAAGUCACAAUAAAGAGAGAAAAUUUGUAACACAAGUCUCUUUUUUAUUUAUUUUCUGGAUAAUAAGAAAGAUAAUUCUUUAACAAGACGGAGUACAUAUUAUGAUACGCAACCAGCACAUGUAGAAUUUUUUUUUUUUUUGGUAUUUCCCCAGAAUGUCAAUAACUAAUCAAAUUUCUUGAAAAUUACCAUUUCAGAAAACACCUUCAGA
This is a messenger RNA of Papaver somniferum (opium poppy), 1467 nucleotides long. RefSeq names its product protein Simiate-like. Bases 120 to 821 code for a protein of 233 amino acids. Gene Ontology annotation, cellular component: nucleus. The record is from RefSeq and is a predicted model, not a curated record. NCBI's taxonomy places the organism in Eukaryota, Viridiplantae, Streptophyta, Magnoliopsida, Ranunculales, Papaveraceae. The transcript is spliced from 3 exons.